This is a messenger RNA of Saitoella complicata NRRL Y-17804, 642 nucleotides long. Its product is annotated as RNA polymerase II subunit A C-terminal domain phosphatase SSU72. Gene Ontology annotation, molecular function: RNA polymerase II CTD heptapeptide repeat phosphatase activity. The transcript has 2 exons. The record is from RefSeq and is a predicted model, not a curated record. Lineage: Eukaryota; Fungi; Ascomycota; Saitoellomycetes; Saitoellales; Saitoellaceae. Gene Ontology annotation, cellular component: mRNA cleavage and polyadenylation specificity factor complex; nucleus. The coding region runs from base 13 to 591 and encodes 192 amino acids. Gene Ontology annotation, biological process: termination of RNA polymerase II transcription.
UCACAAUUCAACAUGAAGCUCCUCUUUGCGACUGUAUGCGCUUCAAACCAGAAUCGAUCCAUGGACGCACACGACAAGCUCUGCAAGGCGGGGUUCAAUGUCUGUUCGUACGGCACCGGAUCUGCUGUCCGUCUACCAGGUCCAGCAGCGGAUAGGCCGAAUAUCUACAAGUUUGGCACGCCGUACAAUCAGAUCUACCAAGAGCUUGCGGCGCAAGACAAGAAGCUGUAUACGGCGAACGGGCUGUUGUCCAUGUUGGAUCGGAAUCGGAAUAUCAAGGAAGCGCCCGAGAGGUGGCAGGAACACAAGAGUACGUUCGAUGUGGUGAUUACGUGUGAAGAGAGGUGUUUUGAUGCUGUUUGCGAUGAUCUGAUCAACCGGGGAGAGAACCUCAACCGCCCUGUUCAUGUCAUCAACGUCGACAUUACGGAUAACCGCGAGGAAGCAGACGUAGGAGGAAAGGGUAUCCUUGAGCUUGCAACGGCUUUGGAGGCAUGCACAGACCCAGACGGCGAGAUCCAGGAGGUCCUCGCUCGAUGGCAGGAGGCACACCCACGGCUGCCCGUACUGCACGCCGUUCACUUCUUUUGACAUACUCUCUCUCGGGACUUUUUGCUUGGAAUCUUGGCAUGGCUGGCGUUU